CAGGGAGCCACGACGCUGGCAGGAGAGGAUCCUACAGGACAGCAAGGAGAUGCCACCUAAAAACAAAGAAAGAGGGAAGAAAUCUGGGGCACAGAAGAAGAAAAAGAACUGGGGUGCAGAUGUGGAGGCCGAGUCCGGGCACAGGCUGGUGCUGCUGGAGAAGGAGCUGCUCCGAGACCACUUGUCUCUACGGAGGGAUGAAGCCCGUCGAGCCAAGGCUUCCGAAGACCAGCUGAGGCAGAGGCUGCAAGGGGUGGAGGCUGAGCUGGAAGGGGCCGGAAGUGAAGGGAAGGCCAUAUAUGCAGAGAUGAGUCGCCAGUGCCGUGCCCUGCAGGAGGAUAUGCAAACCCGCAGCAAGCAGCUGGAGGAAGAAGUCAAAGGCCUUCGGGGGCAGCUAGAGGUAUGCCAAAAGGAGGCUGCGGCUGCCCAGGAAGAGGCUGAACAAGCUCUGGGAGAGCGGGACCAGGCCCUGGCUCAGCUUCAGGCCCACGUGGCAGACAUGGAGGCGAAGUAUGAGGAAAUCUUACACGACAGUCUGGACAGGCUCUUGGCCAAGCUGAGAGCCAUCAAGCCGCAGUGGGAUGGGGUGGCACUGAGAUUGCACGCCAGGCACAAGGAGCAGCUACGCCAGUUUGGACUCCCCCCCCUGGAUCUUUGAAGCCACCAGCCCCUAGUCUCUAGUGUUCUCUGAGGCCCCAGCAAUAAAGUGUCUUGAUGCAGAACUUAAUAGAGCUGUGGGCUCUGGCCUUUUGGCAGAGAGGAGUAGAUCUUUUUUAUUUUUAUUUUUAUUUAGUUUUCUUCUUUUUUUGUUCUUUUUGUUGUUGUUGUUGAUUUUUAGGAGUGGCUCUCAUGCAGACGUCUCAGUUCUGGGUUGACCCAUUAUCCCUGAGAUUCAGUGACAGGAAAGAAAUUUGACCAGGUCUCAACCUCUCUCCUGCAGGAGCCGCAUCCCACCCCUUGAGCCUGAGGCCCUUUUGAUCCCUUCACACCACUGCCCCUUACCCCCACCAUCACAAACACAGACAGUCAGUUUAUGGGGAACGGCCAUUUCCAUAACAAAUGCAACAGUGGCCAAGCACCACCCUCCCGCAAUGCUAAGGGACCCACAGAGGGCAGGCAUAGCUGGUCUCCAAAUUUUUGCAUUACACUCAAGGGUCCUGGAGUCAUAUCUAGAAAAGGUCCAGAUGGCUUCAAUCCUAGCCAGACCCACAGCCACACCUUCAUCGUUGGGACACAGCUCUCCAAAACUCCCGUAUGACAUCCUCUAGAGCCUCAGACUCCUUCAGGGACCUGCCUGAGGCCUCCAACCACACCCUCUGCUGGGAGGUGGACCUGCAGGAAG
This is a messenger RNA of Nomascus leucogenys (northern white-cheeked gibbon), 1342 nucleotides long. RefSeq names its product dynein regulatory complex subunit 12 homolog (gene DRC12). NCBI's taxonomy places the organism in Eukaryota, Metazoa, Chordata, Mammalia, Primates, Hylobatidae. The record is from RefSeq and is a predicted model, not a curated record.